This is a messenger RNA of Fomitopsis serialis, 4047 nucleotides long. Its product is annotated as AAA domain-containing protein. Gene Ontology annotation, molecular function: ATP binding; ATP hydrolysis activity. Bases 1 to 4047 code for a protein of 1348 amino acids. Gene Ontology annotation, cellular component: cytoplasm. NCBI's taxonomy places the organism in Eukaryota, Fungi, Basidiomycota, Agaricomycetes, Polyporales, Fomitopsidaceae. The record is from RefSeq and is a predicted model, not a curated record. The transcript is spliced from 21 exons.
AUGGCCUCUCGCCGCCUGCAACACGUACUAUCGUCGCUCACCCCUCCGGCGGAACCCAUUGGCACGCUUACCAUAGGGGAUAUAACAUACGACGUUCCUGCUACGGCCGCUCCUGCUAGACUGCCGCACUCUGAGGAUGCCUUGCUAGACUUGAGCGAUCCCGUCAAUCUGGAGAACGUCCAGUUCCUGUUGCAGAAGUAUCUACUCGGUCAAGACGUCUUCCUUGUCGGACAGCCGGGGCCCUACGCGCGGAGAUUGGUCAUGACCUUCUGCAGGCUCAUUAACUCUGAGUACGAACACAUCGCCCUCCACCGAGACAUCGGCGAGACCGAGCUGAAGCAAGGCCGUGAGAUUCGCGUAGGGGGUAACCUUGUCUAUGUAGACAGCGCCGCGGUGCGGGCAGUGAAGCACGGGAGAGUGCUAGUGAUCGAAGGAGUAGAGAAAGCGGAGCGCGGUAUCAUGCCUUUACUAAACAACCUCCUGGAGAACCGUGAAUUGAACCUAGACGACGGCACACACAUCAUUCACCCUCACCGCUACGCCCUCCUCGACACCCCUUCGCCGCUGUCAUCCUCCACAGCGAAGCCAGACGCAGUCAAGUUCGUCCCCGCCCACACCCGCUUCCGUGUCAUCGCGCUCGGCGCGCCCGUCCCGCCGUACCCAGGCUACCCGCUCGACCCGCCCUUCCGCUCGCGCUUCCAAGCGCGCUUCGUCGACCCCGUCGGUGCGAUGAUGGCGCUCGCCGCGCCCCGUCAUCCCGACACCGACAGCCCGUCUAGCUCCGAACCCUUCUCCCCCGCCCGGAUUGUCACCCCUGCUUUGUCGGAGGGCGACGGGGGCCUGUACGAGAAGCUGAGGCAGGUGAUCAUCGCGACGCAGUACGCGAGCGAGGCGCGGACGUCGCUCGAUAGCAGUGCGCGCUCGACGCUGCCCGCGUUCCCGCAGACUGCCCUCGCGAAGCUGCGCGCCCUGCUGGAUACUUUCCCUGUGCCCGCAUCUGCCGCCCUUUCACCCGUCCUCCUGGCGCGUGUGGUACUGGCGAUCCACCCUGCGCUCACGCACGCGCCGUUCGUUGCGUGGGCGUUGCUUUCGCGGCAGCUCGAAGAGGUGGGUGUGGGUGCCCUGGGGAGCCCCGCUGGGAACCAGGACGACUCAGCCGACUAUGAGGGCGCCGGCCUGCUCGGCUACACCCUACUCAAGGUCGAACGCGCAGGCGAGCGGACAGCCCGCCUCACCUUCGCCUCGCCUUCUGGCGCACACCUCAUCGUAUCGGCCCCUGCAGGCCCGCGCACUUUCUUCUCAUAUCCUUUCCUCCCACAGGACACCGAGACGCUGGGGUUCCUCCCCACGCCGCGGUUCACCGGCCUCCUGACGAGUGUGCUCCAGGCGCACGCGCUCGGAUACGACGUCUCGCUCGUCCCGCCCGCGCUGCCCGGUGCGAGCUGCAGCACGAGCACGCUCAUGCGCAUCUUCGCGCGGGUGCUCGGGUACGAGAGCGAGGAGUGGGGGAUGUACAAGGAGCUUGGCGGGCGGGAGCUCGUCAUGCGAAGGGUCGUACAGGAGGGCGGGGCGACGCGGUGGGAGCCGAGCUUGCUCGUUGAGGCUGCGUGGGCGGGGAAGAUGGUGAGAUUGGAUGGAUUGGAUACGCUCGGGAGUACAGCGGGCUCGCUUGCCAGGCUUACGCAAGACCGGGAGUGCGAGCUGUGGGAGGGGAGGAGGAUCGUGCAGUCUGCUUCGGAAGAGGAGCUGAGGAAAGAUGGCCUGAGCGUCGCACACCCUUCUUUCCGGAUGAUCGCCACUGCCUCCAAGUCGCAGCCACUGACUGACUGGCUCAACGCUGAGCACGCUAAUAUGUUCUUCACUCUACCUCUCCUCCCCAUGCCUCGCGCGGAAGAACGCGCGAUUCUCUCGCAGACCGGGUGUCCCCUUUCCGCGAUCAACGCCCUCCUGGAAUUUGCGGACCGGUACCGCGCUCGCUUCACUGGCGGGGAGUCGGCUUCGAGCUCUACAGUGCAUACGCAGAAGAAUAGGAAGCUUGGGACGCGCGCGUUGGUCAGAAUAUGUAAGAGAGUAGCGAGGGCGCGAGAAGGGGAGGAUGAGGACUUGAGGGUGCUCCUAGAGCGUGCGGUGCUGAAAGAGUUCUUACCCCGCACGGAGGCCAUGUGCCUUGAGGAGCUGCUCGAGGAGUGUGGUAUCCCGCGCAAGAGCCCACCUUUCAACCCUCCACCUGUCGUCUCGAAAGACGGAAUCACCUUUCCUGCAUCAACCAGCUCGUCGCCUGGCAGUGAAUCUCUGCUUGAGACGCAGAAGGCGACGUUCGUGCCCGCCUUCGAUCCUGCACAGGACCUCGAGGGCGUGCAGACGCAUGUCCCGCACAUGGAUCACUUCUAUGACAACAGCUUGCAGACGGGCUUGAUGAGGGAUAUGGCCGUGGAUCUUGAGAUGGCUUCUAUUCAGGGUGUAGGCAAGAACAAAAUCAUUGAUCGGUCACUGCUCCGACGCCCCCGCGAAUAUAUUCAACUCCACCGCGACACAACCGUCAACCAACUAAUGUUCACCACUGUUCUGUCCCAAGGCACGAUUGAAUACACCGAUUCUCCCCUGCUACGCGCCAUUACCCACGGGCGUAUCAUGGUCGUCGACGAGGCUGACAAGGCUGCCGAGCAUGUUGUCGCAAUUUUCCGAGGCCUCGCAGGUCAUGGACAACUGACUCUGGCGGAUGGACGGAGGGUCCGCAGACAGAAGGAGCGCGAGGGCGAUUUGGUCGUUCAUCCGGGCUUCAGACUCAUCCUCCUCGCGAAUCGACCAGGCUAUCCAUUCUUGGGAAACCACUUUCUCCAAGUGCUCGGUGACAACUUCAGCUGUCACGCGGUGAUGAACCCUGACCUCCACAGCGAAAUGAGGCUACUUUCUCAGCUGGCGCCGGACCUGAAAGAAGAUAUGAUCAUUCAACUCAUCAACAUUGUCCGGCAUAUGCAAACGUAUCCGAGCGACCCGCUUGAGGCGACACUGCGAAACAUCUUUGACUUCGACGUCUAUAAACCGGAGACGAUCACGAAGUUGGGUGAGAUUCUUGACCACCAUGGGUUAAUGGUGAAACGCCUUGGACUGGACGCCGCUCGCGACACUGCACAACAGAAAGUGCUAGAUGUCAAGUUCGAGCCGAAGGGGAGAACAGAUGUUUCAAGCCCGAAGUUUGGAAAGGUAGACCCGCAGGACAAGCCCCAUACAGGAGGCAAUACAUGGGCUGGAGGAGUCUCCGACACUCUCAAGAACGAUGUGCCUGACCAUGUCAAGGAAAAGGCACGCGAGAUGGCUCGGCAGGAGCUCGCACGCAGGCUCGAAGAACUCGACAUGAAGGUCAGCGAAGCAAAAGGCUACGGGGCACUGCUUAGUGCUGUGGAAUCACACGUUGCAACCCUGCAUGACCUACUAGAGAACUUGGCUGCGAGGGAGGAAGAACGCGUUUGGGUGAAACGACAGACAGAUGGCGAGCUAGAUGACAGUCGCCUGACCGAAGGUCUGACUGGCGAGGCCACUGUGUACAAGCGUAGGGGAAUGGCAAAACCUGAGCUAGGUCGACCGCAAAUCAAACCGAAGCGUAUUCGAUUCGUCUUCGACAUCAGCGCUUCGAUGUAUCGCUUCCAAUACGAUGGGCGGCUGCAAAGAAGCAUGGAGACCGGCAACUAUUCCGGGGACUCGCCCGUCAUCCCGUUGGUUGAAUCGGACAAGCUGCCGACCGAGAUCAGGGAUAGAUGGAAGGUCGCCGAGAAGAUGGAGCUCGUUACACAGUAUGCUUUCGCCGGCGACUAUACAGUGGAAGCCAUUGACAAAGCGGUCAAUGAAGUAGCCAAGUUCGAUGCUGAAGAUCUACAUAGGGUCAUGACACGCCAGCCGAAGGUCCACACUGCCCUUAUUUGCAUCGGAGAAGGUGCCGAGGCCCUGUGGAUCCCCAAGAAGCUGCAGGGGAGAGGCUUCCGUGUCACGAACACAGCAGACAUUCCGGUGGUGCUCCGAAGUAUAUUGGCCACCAUGGUGGAUCGGUGA